Apiotrichum porosum is the source of this 1149-nucleotide messenger RNA. RefSeq lists its product as uncharacterized. Lineage: Eukaryota; Fungi; Basidiomycota; Tremellomycetes; Trichosporonales; Trichosporonaceae. The coding region runs from base 1 to 1149 and encodes 382 amino acids. The transcript has a single exon. The record is from RefSeq and is a predicted model, not a curated record.
AUGUCCGAAGUUCUGCAGACUGGGGAGCAAGACCCGAACCCGCAUCCUCCUCGCAGAUCGACGGGAACGAGGGUCACCAUCGACUUGGCAAUGUUCCCUCACAUUGGCGGGCUCAUCCUCCAGAUGACCGAUUGGAAAGACCUCUUGCCUUGGCGUCUCACAUCCAAACUAGUCUGCGCUCAAGUCGACAGGCUCAUGACCUCCCAUGUGAUUAUGGUCGACGGCCCAGAGCAUGUUCUUCUCAAGUCUCCAAAAGGACGGAUCCCAGUACUUCGGGACUUUGUGUACAACCGGCAUUCGGCGGAUUCUGGUAAUGCAGGACACGGCCGCCCGGUCAUGGCCCUCUCCAAGACGACGAUCCUCGACCUCUACUUGCGCAAAAUCGAUUACGAGGGCGGUGGGAAGCCUUCGGAGCCAUUCGAGAACCUGAAGUACAUGCGUCUUCAUGCCUUCGAGGGCGACGACAUCACCAGAACCGCAGUCAUGUUUCCGGCACAAACGCUUGUCACAUUUGGGGACAUGGGCCUCCUCUUGCAGUCUCAAGUGACUUUCCGUAUCAAAGUUAUCCCAGCGGACCAUAUUCCGAGCUGCGCCACCAAGCUGGUCAUCAACAUCAAGUUCCAAACUGUUACGCGGUACCAUGUUGACGCCUACCAGUCCGUCACCAGUGACACCAGUCUGCUUCAUGACGGGCUCAGGGAGGUGGUGCUUGUAUUUAGCAACUGGGGACGUCCGGUCUCAUCAUCUUUCGUGAAGAAGUGGCCAGCUGUGGUGCCGGCUAACGAGCGGUGUCUUUGGGUCGUCAUGAUGGUUAUCACAGCCAUCGUGAGGGGUCGUAGCAAGGUUACGAUCGUUGACUUGCACAAAGUUGACUUCCAUUGGCUUUUCGGAAUGACUCCCCCGAAAGAUGUCGAAUCGCCACACCAGGCAGCCCUUCUUCAGGCUAUCCACCCAGAGGCUCGUACUUCAAAAGGUAUUUCCAUGGUUCGAGGAGAUGCUGACUGGCUACCCAAAGACUAUGCACCGUGGACGCACCUCCUUUCGCAACUCGACGUGUCGGCACUUGAGUUUCUCACUUUGGAAGAAUACGGCUUGCGACUGACGCCUGAAGACCUGGAGCUUGAGAUCCAAGAGUUCUGGGGUUACUAG